AUGAUUUUAUUGGAAUACUAAGACAUGUUAAUGGAGGAAUAGGGCUGCCCUUUUGAAAUUUGAUUUGAAAAUGUCUACCCUUGUUAUACCACCGGAUCCUCCUUCCCCCAAAGACGAUGCCAUGCAACUUCAUCGUGCUUUCAAAGGUCCUACGUAGAGCAAUGAAAGGUUUGGGGAUGGAUGACAAGAAACUUACAAGGGUGAUUGUAACAAGGAGUGAGAUUGAUCUACAUCAUAUCAAAGCUGAGUAUUUAAAGAAAUACAAGAAGACGCUGAAUGAUGCAGUUUACUCGGAAACAUCUGGCCACUACAGGGUGUUUCUGCUCUCACUUUUAAAUCCCAACCAGUAGUAAUCAAAAUGUAUGUUUUGUGCGGAGUAAUUUCACUUUCGCAUAGGAUGUUGAAUAUAUAAGCACUUACAAUCUUUUCUUUACUGAUAUCGUAAAUUAGGCCAUGCUUGGUGAUUUUAGAUGCUUCUAAGUUGUACCAUAAUGCACAU
This is a messenger RNA of Lathyrus oleraceus (garden pea), 499 nucleotides long. RefSeq names its product annexin D5. The record is from RefSeq and is a predicted model, not a curated record. Gene Ontology annotation, biological process: response to cold; response to water deprivation; response to heat. The transcript is spliced from 2 exons. Bases 117 to 350 code for a protein of 77 amino acids. Gene Ontology annotation, cellular component: cytoplasm; plasma membrane. Gene Ontology annotation, molecular function: calcium ion binding; phosphatidylserine binding; calcium-dependent phospholipid binding. Lineage: Eukaryota; Viridiplantae; Streptophyta; Magnoliopsida; Fabales; Fabaceae.